AAAUUUUAUUAUGUUUUCGAGGUCACUUUAGUUUAAUAAAUGAUAGAAUCACCAUAUAGAAAAGCAAAUAUCAUAUCUAAACUCUUUCUGACUUGGUUAAAUCCACUGUUUAAGGCUGCUAAACGUGGCCCUUUGAAUUCUAAAGAAAUAUACAUCAGACCAGCUUCGGAAGCAGCUUCACAUGUCACAGAAGAUUUAGAAAAAGAAUGGAUUAAGGAAUUGUCAAAACGGAAGCCAAGCAUUUGGUUCGCAGCUAUCCGGUGUUUUUGGUUCCACAUUUUCCUUGCAGGUGCUCUUUUGUUCGUAGACAUAACAGCAUGUACGUUACGCCCGAUACUUUUGCAGCAGCUACUUUUGGAUAUCGAGAGUAUGAAAGUCAACAAUGUGGUGUACAAAGCCUUUGUUUCUGGUUUAAAUCUAGCUCUGUGUAUUACUUUUGGAGCCAUUUCAUACCAAGCUUCCUUUUGGAUAACCAACAGAAUUGGAAUGCGUCUACGCGUUGCAAUUGCUGGCCUGAUAUUCAAAAAGAUGCUUGCUUUCACUCAAAAGUCUCUAGCUGAAACAACAAGUGGAGAUAUUAUCACUCUGCUAACUGCUGAUAUACAAAGAUUCGAUAUGGCUUUUGAACUUUUGAAUUACGUUUGGCUUGCACCAAUCCAGUUUAUUGUUAUAUUUUGGCUAAUGAGUCGGAUUGCAUUAAUACCUAGUAUAUGUGCACUCAUUGUUACGAUUCUCAAUAUCCCUUUGGGAUUUAUUGCAAACAAACUGUAUUCCAAGUUGAGACUCUCAGUCGCAAGCGUAACGGCCAGUCGCAUUCGGCUACUGUCUGACAUAAUCAAAGGAAUGAGAACGAUAAAGUUUCAGACAUGGGAAGAUGCUUUUUUCAAACUCGUCGGUGAUUUUCGAAGAAAAGAAACUCAACUGAUUCUGAAAUCUCGUUUUUGUCAACUUCUUCGUUUCACUCAAGUCAUGUGUCAAACAAAAUCGAGUAUGACAGUGUUUAUAUUAGCAUUGGUUUUGCUGAAUACUGAUUCAGAGUACUUAAUAAUUUUGAAAAGUUCAUAUGUCUAUACUGUGCUUAAUUUUCUUGGUUCACUGUUCAUAUCCGUCACAUUACUUCUACCAAUAUGUUUACACAAUAUAUUCGAAGUGAAUGUAGCAUCCAAACGUGUUACUGAUUUUCUGUUCCUACCUGAACUUGGAGCCGAUAUACCACCGGAAGUAAUCGAAUCAGUUGAACCUUUUGUCCAAUUUUCUAAUGUUUGUGCAAAGUGGAAGGAUAGUGCAAAUACUUAUAAUCUACAUCAAAUAAAUUAUGAAGUUUUUGGUCCACAACUCGUUGCUGUUGUUGGUACAGUCGGCAGUGGCAAAGUGAGUUUUACAAUUAGCGUACUUAACAAGUGGGUAAAAUUAUGUUCAGUAUUGGAUGUAUCAAGUUUUGAACGUCUUAUGGGUCCGUGUGUAGAAAUUAUGCAACGUGAAAUGGGACAUUAUCGCAGUCAACUAAUCGAAAGCUUGGGACCUGAUGAAAUACGUAAUAUUCCUUCAUUGGCUAAAUUUGUAGAAUCUCAGAAACAUUAAUUACAGAUGACAUUGCUAUUUGAUACUUUAUUACUAUUAUUAUUAUUACAGUAGUAGUAUCAUCAUCAUCAUCACUACUCUUUACCAUCUUAUACUGCUUCAUUAUGAGCAGGCUGUUGUCUUUUUUGAUUUUUGAGUGAAAUUCAUUCAUUCAGCAUCUUCAAUAAAUUGUUGUUUCAAAUAUCUUUUCUUUGUUUGCUUAACUUUAAUUUGCUCACUUAUAUUCCAAUGUGCGGAUAUCAGACAUAACAAAACUAUAAUUUUAAACAAAGUAGAGCAAUAAUUGUUCUCAUAUUCUUCUUUCUUACAGCGUUACAAUUUUAUAUUGUUCUGAGUGGAUAUUUAUUCUUUUUUUAAAAGAAACUUACGUAGUGAAAAUCAAUGAGGAUAUGCUUCAGUGUCCAUGGUUGCCCGUCGUUGUAUUCUACAUCAUUAUGUGUAUAUAUAUGUAUACCUACUUCAGUACAUGAAGUUGUAUUUCUAACCAUGAUGGGGGUGGUGUCUCACUGAGACAAUUCCUCUCAUAAAUACAUAAAAAUCAUAAGCAAAAUGAAAUUACAGUUAUUGUUUUGUUUAUUCACUUUAUCGAAUAUUUUGCUCUUGUCUUCACUUCACUAAGCAUAUACUACUUUGUUAUGUACUACUUAAAUUCUUUGUGAAAUCUUUUUAAAAUUAAAUUGAUUUCUUUUUUUUAUGGGCCUAUUUAACAGCUGAAACACAAAACAAAGAAGACGAGAUUUACUGGUUAUUACUGUUCUAAGUAUAUUCAGUGCUGUAAUUGUUGUGUUUUUAUUUGUACCUUUAUUAUUGUUAAUAUUGCUUAUUAUUUCUAGUGAAAACUAGUGUAUACUUUUGUGUAUGUUUGCACUUUUAAAUAACAUUUUGAUGUUCAAUUGUUGGUGGAAAAGAAAGAUAAAAAUCUUCCACAAUUAUAAAUUUAUAAAGUUGAAUAAACUUUUCAGUUAUGUAAUUGUAUAAGUUUUUGUUUAUUAUUUUCUUUUUCUUUUUUGUAUGCUUAACUGAAUCAGUAAAGUUUUUUGUUUUUCUUUGAAGAAGGUUUGCCAUCAACUGCUUCAUAUUUCUUUGUACUUCUUUGAGUAGAUGAAUGAAGACAAUUUAAUGUUGAUAAAAUGUUAGACUUUGCAAAUUAAAUAGUUUAUAGCUGAUUGUAUUUUCUGGUUAUAUAUUUGUUUUGAAUAAGUUUAUUUAGUUAUAAAUAAAGUCAGAGACUUAAUACCUGAA
Molecule: messenger RNA, 2823 nt
Organism: Trichobilharzia szidati
Lineage: Eukaryota; Metazoa; Platyhelminthes; Trematoda; Strigeidida; Schistosomatidae
Source: the annotation of a GenBank genome assembly